UUCCUUAUACACCUGCCUUAUUUGAAUGGGUCUCUGUAAUUUUGAUGCUAUAUACCAAGAAAUUAGGAUGUUAUAUAUAAAAAGCUCGUGCUUUUAAUUAUCAAUAUACAUGUAACAUGCAUUCCUAAUUACUUCUUCGGGGUCCCUAUUCUGAGCAAUUAAACCAAGUUUAAGUAAAAUGUACUAAUUUAACAUUUUUACAGGAAAAAAAAGUCCCAAAGCAAUGUACAUAAAACGAUGAUUUCUGAAAUUGAGAAUAAAGGUAAUAAAAUAAAGAAAAACAACUUGUUAGAAAUGUAAGUCAAAAAAAUCACUACUUGAUUUCAAUCCAGAUUCAAAACUGUCUGAUUAUGAGACUUUCAAGAACAUAUUUUGGAAGAUUUCUUUAAAAAGAAAAUGCAAAUAUAGAGAGAAACAAACUUUGGCUUUAAAAAAAUAACAGAAUUAACUCUGCUCUGGUAAAUGACAACUAAACGGCAAUUAUUAUUUCUUCUCAUUGGACUUUGCUUUAAAAGCUGAUCAAUUUCAAAACAGUGAAAAAAAAAAUUAACUCUAUUCUCUGGCAGGGAGGCUUGAAUAGUGGAGGGCAAUUCUGUGGAGCAGCAGAUUAUUUUGGGCUGUUAGGCCUUUGCAGCGCUGAGUGAGCAUUGGACGGCCAAAAACAGCUCAGGGAGGAGAAGGGAGCUCGUUCAGUGGGAGAGACAGGGGGAGUUAGGAGAGGGAGAGACUGGAACAGCGACCAAACAUGGCCAGUAAAGUAAUGGACCUCAUCUACUGGAAGGACACAGAGAGAAGUGGCAUGGUGCUCACAGCCUUGGUGGUGGGCUUACUUUCCCUGUUCCAGCUCAGCAUCAUCUCUGUGGUCUCCACCGUCUCCCUGGCAGUCAUGUGCUUCACCAUCUCUGUACGCAUCUACUACCUGUUUCUCCACGUCCUCAGCUGGGGGGACGGAGAACAUCCUUUCAAAUCAUACUUGGAUCUUGACAUCAGUUUAAGGGGAGAGCAGGCUGACAUCUACAUGCAAAAAGCCAUUGUUCUGGCUCUGUCUGCUGUUGAUGCCCUGAGGAGGCUGUUUUUUGUAGAAAAUCUUUUUGAAUCCCUCAAGUUCCUGUUUCUGAUGUACCUUGUCACAUAUCUGGGAGGCCUUUGCAAUGGCCUCACCAUCCUCAUCAUCAGUGUGAUUGCUCUCUUUUCUUUACCCCUUUUCUACGAAAGACGGCAGGAGCAAGUGGAUGGCUUUAUUGGAAAAAUUCAGGCCCAAAUUGACAGCGUGAAGGACUUUCUGCGAAGACUUGCCCAAGGCGGCGGCCCUCCUCUUGAUACAACUCCUGGUGGUGCCAAGCCUAAAACCCAGUAAAGUCUUAAGGACAUUUAGGAGAAGCUACCAGAGUUGCAAUUGCCACUCAAUGUCUUACUCAGCAGUCUGUCCCUUAGACCUCCAGCAGAUGGCGCUGCAGAAACUGGGAACCUGAAGAAAAGAGCAGUGAUGUUCUGUGUACUAAGACUGUGUCUCAUUUCUAGAGGUUAGAAGAUGGCUCUCAGACGCUCUUAAGGUGAAGUAAGAGUGUUUUUGUGUUACAAAGGAAAUUCGAUGAGCAUCUUAGAGCUCUUGUACUAAUGUGCAAAAGAACACGAGUGGGAAUUUCUCACCCCGACUUGAUGAGUCAGGUGAUUUAACGUAUUUGAGAGAACAAAAACAGGGAUCAUCAUGGCAGCAUAAAAUGACCACAUCUACUUCUUCUUCUUCUUUCAGAUACAUUUUCAUCCUCACAACUGUUUAUCUGCAUGAAUGCCAGUGUAUUGAUUUGAAUGUGUGCGUCUGCUCUGACAAAUUUACUGAAUAUGAAUCUGUUGACCCCAACUAAAACAAAUUUCUUCUUUAUUUCUAAAAUGUACUGUUUGUUGUCACCCCAGCUGUCAUUCUCUUUCCUUUACACUUCUUCUGGGACUUUGGUUUUUUGCUUCGCCCUGUCUAGGUGCAGCGAGAAAGCAGAAAGACAGAUGAGAUUUGCAAUAAUUUUGCUCAAUGCGAUGCACCUGCAGUGGAAGCAAAAUCAUGUUCUCACAAGUUCUGACGUGAUGUUUUAGUUGCUGUGUGUUUGUUUAGUGAAGGGUUUAAGAUUUUAAACAGUCCUCCCAGUGCUCUUAUUGUGCUCUUCUCCAGAUGUUGAUGAACUCUGAAAAGUUGAGCAAGCGACAUACAGCAGGUGCCUUUUUGACCGCAGGUGCAUGAUAUCAUCACAGUACUUACAGCAACCAUGUCUCUGACCAUCAACUCACACAGAAUGCUGUUUUGUGCGAUUACCUUAUUAUAUAUACACUUGUGUACGCGGAAUCUUAAAUCUUAAACGAAAUUGUAACAAAAUCAGUUUCAGGACUCUCAAAAGUAUUCAGGAUGCUCAGCUAUAUAAAUCUAAACUUUCUUUCAGCUAAUGCUUCAAAGCGUCACAUUACUCCCAUGCCUUACUGUUAUCCAGCUCAUGCAUCCUAAAGAGAAGCAAAGACGUGUCAGCAGAUGUAAACUCCAGUAUGAUGGCCUGUAAGCCUCAGACAUGCUGAUGCCUAUAAAUGACCCUCAGUAGCUGAAAACUCAUCUUUUCUUUUGUGUUUUGGGCUUCGAGUUAGGAUUAUUGCAGCAUUAUUUCAAAAUGUGUUCAAUGUGUUCCUCUGCAAUGGCGUUUGGAUGUAUGGUGCCUUGCAAAAUCAUUUAUAUCUGCUGAACCUACUCACAUUUUUGCCAAGCUGCAAUCAGAAACUUCAACGUUUGAUUGGGAUUUUAUGAAAUAGACCAACACAGAACAGCUCAAGCCCAGUUUGAAUGGAUAGAGUAUCUGUGAACCGUAGUUUGCUACAGAUUCUCCACUGGUUUGAACGUGUGGCGAUUUUUUUGAUCUCAACUGUUUUGUUAUGGCUCUGGCUAUAUGUUUGGAGACAGAAGGUGAACAUCUGCCCCAGCAUUACAGUGUUUUGCAGUCUAAUAUGACAUUUACUGAAAGUCUUUUGUAUUUAUCACUGUUAUCAACACUCAGCAGCUUCCAUCUUAAGGAUGAGGGAAACAAGGACAACUUUUCCGUUAACAGAUUUUCCCGCGAGAGCUGAGGCCCAAAGUUAUCAUGGCUGCUUCUGAUUAAUUUUCUCCUUGUCUGACCUGUGAGUGACCUCCAUGUUUUGAUGGCUUUGCAGUCGUGUCAUUCUCUUUACAUUUUUCAGUCGCUGAGCUAAAUAGCGCAUCGUAAGAGAAAAGCGCAAAGCUUAUUUGGUAAGCUAAACCUGAUUAAAGAGCCUCCUCACCUUUGUCCCUGACCUGCCUGCCGUGCUCCUUGGUCUCUAUGAUGUUUUUUGUUUUCUUUCACAUAUUAUAGAUUGCUUCGCAUUGGUCUCUCACAUAAAAUCUCAACAAAUUACAUAAAAAAGUGUAGUUAUAAUAUGAUCAAAUUCAGCCUCUACCAUCUUCCCCCACUACAUUGCCUUUCUGCUAGCUUUUUAGAUGUUAGCAUUAAACACAAAGAAUAAUUAAGACUUGGUUUUCCACUUUGCCUCAGCGUCUUUCCUAACACUUUUCUCUGGAUGAAUUAAUAUCAGCUCCUGUGCAUAAAAUUAGUACAAGCCAGGUUUACUGACAAUGGUUUUUCUGCGAUUAUGCCUAUAAACAUGUUUGUGUUUCUGGAAUUAAAAUGAGCAUUUCUCCCAAAGCAACUCUUAAUACGUCCUGGUUCAGUCACUUGAUCUAUUGCUACAAUUAAAACAUUAAAAUAUUGUCUUCAUCUUGUGCUCUGUACUUUACGUUUCACCCAGCGUCUCAACCCCUCUGGAUACAGGGUUGUAAGUCCUAACCUGAAGUGACAUUUAGUCCUUUUAAAACCAAUGAUGGUAUGCAUUGUAGUUGUACACCAAUUAUUUUGUAUUCUGGAUCACCAGACUUUUAUCCUUUGAAGAAUAAACACAUGAAACUCUC
Molecule: messenger RNA, 3955 nt
Organism: Poeciliopsis prolifica (blackstripe livebearer)
Lineage: Eukaryota; Metazoa; Chordata; Actinopteri; Cyprinodontiformes; Poeciliidae
Product: reticulon-2-like
Exons: 7
Coding region: 746-1357 (203 amino acids)
Source: RefSeq, a predicted model, not a curated record